AUGCUGAGCUCAGAGCGAAUGACACUGGAGGUAGUGGAAGGCUUAGACAUCCUCGUGAUCAACCCAUAUGAGAAGAUAUCAAAGAUAGUAUACAACAGCGCGCAGCUGAGAAGAACUCCAGCCCUCGGAGAAGGCAUUGACGGCAUCAAAGUGGACAACGGAUAUCUGUAUUUCACGAAUACGUCUCAGAUGUAUUUUGGACGUUCACCAAUCGACCAAUCGAAUGGAGCGUCCAAGGUGAGAUCGAAGUUUUAUUCAACUCUUCCAAUUCCCUGGACGACUUUAUGUUCCACCCGAAUGGAUCCGCAUAUCUUACUCGUUCCACCGUCGGGCUGGCGGUUGCACAUCCUCCUGAUUACUCGCAUACCACUGCCAUCUUGA
Messenger RNA from Aspergillus tanneri, 381 nucleotides. RefSeq lists its product as uncharacterized. The transcript has a single exon. The record is from RefSeq and is a predicted model, not a curated record. Bases 1 to 381 code for a protein of 126 amino acids. NCBI's taxonomy places the organism in Eukaryota, Fungi, Ascomycota, Eurotiomycetes, Eurotiales, Aspergillaceae.